UAAUAUUGUAUACAAUAAUAUCAUACAUGUGUUGAAUGAUAUGAUAAGCGAUACUCUCUUGAAAAAUCACAUCCAAAGACAUUUAUUUAGCCAUCGAUGGCAUCUAUUAUGACUACAAUUUGUAGAUUUGGAUCACUUAGAGGUUCAUAUGUUAGAUAUACUUUAAGACCAGUGGACAGUUGGCUUAGGGAACGGUAGACCUGUCUUUGCUAUGAAUUGGACCAAAUGUUUCAGUAAUGGAUUGAAUGGAUUAAAUUCAAGUGAUGACACUCAAGAACCUAAGGAUGAGACAGAUGUGAACAAAUUGAAAGAAGAAAACAACAAAUUAAUGCAACUUUUGUCAGAAGUAGAUGACAAAUACAAAAGAAGUUUAGCCGAUGGAGAGAACACUCGGAUCAGAAUGAAGAAACAAAUCGAUGAAACAAAGAUAUACGCCAUUCAAGCCUUUUCUAAAGACCUACUCGAAGUGGCCGAUGUUCUCAAUACAGCCAUUGAUACGGUUCCGUUAAAUACCAUCACUGAUGAUAAUACUGAACAAAGUAAAGUACUUAAGAAUCUGUAUUCAGGACUUCAAAUGACAGAAAAGCAAUUGCAAAGUGUUUUUAGAAGACAUGGUUUAAUACAAAUGAAUCCAAUCGGCGAAAAGUUUGAUCCAAACUCACAUCACGCACUCUUUGAAGCUGUUUUGCCAGACAAAGAGCCCGGAACGGUGUCAACCGUCACCAAAAUUGGCUAUAAAUUACACGACAGAACCAUUAGACCAGCGAUGGUUGGAGUAGUUAAGGCUUAAUAGUAACCAAUUGAUACAAAACUACAUUUUGUUUCAUUAAAUUUAUU
This is a messenger RNA of Oppia nitens, 837 nucleotides long. It is a transcript of the gene Roe1, whose product is annotated as grpE protein homolog 1, mitochondrial-like. The transcript has 2 exons. Gene Ontology annotation, cellular component: PAM complex, Tim23 associated import motor. Bases 212 to 790 code for a protein of 192 amino acids. Gene Ontology annotation, molecular function: adenyl-nucleotide exchange factor activity; protein homodimerization activity; protein-folding chaperone binding. Lineage: Eukaryota; Metazoa; Arthropoda; Arachnida; Sarcoptiformes; Oppiidae. The record is from RefSeq and is a predicted model, not a curated record. Gene Ontology annotation, biological process: protein folding; protein import into mitochondrial matrix.